Molecule: messenger RNA, 1081 nt
Organism: Manihot esculenta (cassava)
Lineage: Eukaryota; Viridiplantae; Streptophyta; Magnoliopsida; Malpighiales; Euphorbiaceae
Product: membrane-anchored ubiquitin-fold protein 3
Exons: 5
Coding region: 509-868 (119 amino acids)
Molecular function (GO): protein binding
Source: RefSeq, a predicted model, not a curated record
GGAAACUAAAGUAAAGUCACACUGGUUUUGAUAGCAUUGAAUCAUAGCCUGUAAACAUAGCUUGUUAUCGGAAGACUCAGAUUUUGGAUGGGGAAGGAGAGAAAAAAGAAAAGGAUCUCGAAGACAUACCAACAAUCAACGAACAUUUCUCUCUCUCGAUGGAAGCACCGACACUGUAACCGGUAACCCUAAAGCGAUUUGUUUCAGUUUCUCUUUACUCUCACUAGUCCGGAGAUCUUCCUUUCUUUAAUGGAUUCUUGAUCUUGAUCAGAAACAAGCAGCAAGAGUAGAGCUUUUAUAGAGAGAAUCCAUAGGAUCAUAUGAAGUGGUUACUUGAUUGGACUGGUUCUCUAGCAGUUGAUUCUGAUGUACUGUAUUUGCAUGUUUUCACACCCAGAAAACUUCUUGUCCAAUUUGCAGAGGUGAGUAGAGUAAGAUCAAAUUUUUGUUUUGUUGAUUGGGUACUGUGUGGGAACCAUAAGCUGAGCAGAAGAGAAGAAAGGUUGUUAUGGCUGAUGGAGCUGAGCAAAUUGAGCUUAAAUUCCGCAUUUAUGAUGGAACAGAUAUAGGGCAUAGUACUUAUGCAUCAUCUAUGACUGUUGGAACUCUUAAGCAAAGGCUAGUUACAGAGUGGCCCCAAGAUAAAACAGUAUUACCAAAGUCAGUUAAUGAUUUGAAACUAAUACAUGCUGGUAAAAUAUUGGAGAAUAAUAAGACACUUGCUGAUUCCAGAAUAACAUAUGGCGACCUUCCUAUUGGGGUCAUCACCAUGCAUGUAUUAGUACAGCCUCCUGCAGCUAAGAAGAAGAUGGACAAAAACCCAGAGGAGAUGAAAAAGCAGAAUUCAUGCUCAUGUGUUAUCCUUUGACAUCAGAAGCAUGCUUUUUGGCUACAAACGCAGACAACAUUGCCCAUUGCAAUUUUUUUUUUUUUUUUUUUUGUUCAAUUAGUGAUAUAUUGCAGUUUCAUAUUUUAUAUGGCAUUCGUAUGCGUGGAUUGCAAUUUCAAUUUCUUAUUGCUUUUGUUGUUAUUCUGUAAUCACACUUAACAGCUAUAUCAUACUAUCAGCUCAUUACCUUUA